Molecule: messenger RNA, 1653 nt
Organism: Diprion similis
Lineage: Eukaryota; Metazoa; Arthropoda; Insecta; Hymenoptera; Diprionidae
Gene: CaBP1
Product: protein disulfide-isomerase A6 homolog
Exons: 6
Coding region: 204-1496 (430 amino acids)
Biological process (GO): response to endoplasmic reticulum stress
Cellular component (GO): endoplasmic reticulum lumen
Molecular function (GO): protein-disulfide reductase activity; protein disulfide isomerase activity
Source: RefSeq, a predicted model, not a curated record
UACUCGUGGACCAAUCAGCGCAGUCCACGAAAAAUCACGGAGAACCGCGGAGGCGGCAUGCGAUCUGCCGUUGAUACGGGUUUACGAUACUCUUUGAAAUAGACGACCUGUGAGUUCGACGGGUUCUUCUGACAGACGCAUUGUGAUUAUUUUCGAUAUCUCAUCAAAAACUCCAGCUGUUAGUGCAUUCGAAGAAAGAGACAAUGGAGGCUUUGAUAGCAGGUCUUGUUCUGCUCAUUGCCGGGGCGAAUGCUCUUUACCCGACCAGUUCGGAUGUCGUCGACCUUACACCCAGCAACUUUGACCGUCUUGUACUGCAGAGCGACAAUGUCUGGAUUGUUGAGUUUUACGCUCCCUGGUGCGGCCACUGCCAGCAAUUGGUACCCGAAUAUGGGAAGGCGGCAACAGCGCUCAAGGGUGUCGUGAAAGUUGGCGGCGUUAAUGCAGACGAGCACAAAUCCCUCGCAGGGAAGUAUGGAGUGAGAGGAUUCCCCACAAUAAAAAUUUUUGGUACGGAUAAAAACAAACCUGACGAUUAUGACGGUGCGAGAUCUGCCCAGGCACUUGUUGAUGCUGGAUUAAAUGCUGCUAAACAAAAGUCAUACGCUGCUCUUGGAGGGAAGAAGAGUAGCUCAGGUUCUAAGUCUGGAGACUCGAAAGAUGUAGUCGAGCUGACUGACUCGAACUUCGACAAGCUGGUACUCGGUUCAGAAGAUAUGUGGCUCGUUGAAUUCUAUGCUCCAUGGUGUGGUCACUGCAAGAAUCUGGCGCCACACUGGGCGUCUGCAGCGACAGAACUGAAGGGUAAAGUGAAGCUAGGGGCACUUGACGCUACCGUGCAUACACUCAAGGCAAGCGAGUACGGAGUUCAAGGUUACCCGACUAUCAAGUUCUUUGCUCCGGGUAAGAAGGAUUCGGACUCAGUCGCAGACUACGAUGGCGGACGCACUGGCAGCGACAUUGUUAACUGGGCACUCGACAAACUUGCCGAAAAUAUUCCGGCCCCCGAGGUUGUCCAGAUACUGGGUGAGAAAAGCCUGAAGGACGCUUGUGAAAGCAAACCGCUCUGCGUCGUUUCAGUGUUGCCACACAUCCUCGACUGUCAAGCAGACUGUAGAAACGGAUACUUGAAAAUUCUCAAGACGCUCGGCGAGAAGUACAAGAAAAAGAUGUGGGGAUGGGUUUGGGCCGAAGCGGGCGCUCAGCCGAACAUCGAAGAAGCCCUGGAGAUCGGAGGCUUCGGUUACCCAGCCAUGGCAGUGGUAAACGUUAAGAAGAUGAAGUAUUCUUUGCUGAGGGGUAGCUUUUCCCAGGAUGGUAUCAGCGAGUUCUUGCGGGACUUGAGCUACGGACGAGGGGGAACGGCGCCCCUGAAGGGAGCCCAGCUCCCUCCGAUCUACGAGACCGAACCCUGGGAUGGAAAAGACGGCGAGCCGCCCCAGGAAGAAGACAUUGACCUGAGCGACGUCGACCUGGACGAGAAAGACGAGCUUUAAUUCUGCCUGGUCAUGUUUUAUCUUAUUGUUAAAAUAGAAGAAAGAGACAUCGCUCGAAUUCACGGAGUUUCGCCUUGGCUGUUGUUAUGUGAGCAACAAUGAGAAUUUGACAAAUCACAUUCGCGUCGAAAGUCAAGUGGUGACGAUACUGUCGUUU